This is a messenger RNA of Myxocyprinus asiaticus (Chinese sucker), 3210 nucleotides long. RefSeq names its product zinc finger translocation-associated protein-like. Bases 312 to 2240 code for a protein of 642 amino acids. Gene Ontology annotation, biological process: negative regulation of DNA-templated transcription. The transcript is spliced from 5 exons. NCBI's taxonomy places the organism in Eukaryota, Metazoa, Chordata, Actinopteri, Cypriniformes, Catostomidae. The record is from RefSeq and is a predicted model, not a curated record.
CUAGCUCGGCUCUCCACCCUAAAGACGAGCAGAACAUCUAAACUUAACGACCAUUUGACAGGUCUUUAGAACAGCUUCGAUCAGGCUACGACUUAAAUCGACACGUAAAAGUUAAGUUUACUUAAACCAGAAACACAACAGCGGUGUGGGCUUCAGUGCAGACACAGACACUGAACACACUGUAAUGGGUGAGUGCGCGUUUCAGAUAUUUAUCCAACCAAACGACGAAUGCAUCUACAAAAGCCUACGGUUGUGACACAGCUACGUACAAGAGGCGCGAAUCCUGUGCGUUAAAAUACCGAAACGCGGGUAUGGAGGGAAACGAGACCGAAGAGUGCGUGCACAAAGCUGAGCAGACAGAAACGGGCUCAUUAAUAAUAAAAACAGAACAUGGGGAGGCGACACCUACACGGGGACACAUGGGGGACCUCUCAGCAGGUGAAGUGACCAGCGGUUUCACACCUCAUGCUAGCAAAGAAGGUCCUCUUAGCCCUGUGCGCUCCCCAGGCACCAGCUACUGGUGCGUGUCCGAGAGCCCAGACUCUCCCUUCCUUCUGUCUCCUGUCCCAGGGCCGUCUACGCAGGAACCCCCUCCAGUAAAACCCACACCUGGACGAGACCACCGGCGCUAUUACCAUGAGUACUGGCGCAGCGAGUACCUCAUGGACUUUGACCUACAGAGACAGGGGAUGUUAUGUAUGGUUUGUGGCAGUUCACUGGCAACCUUGAAGUUGAGCACCAUCAAGAGGCAUAUCAGACAGAAGCACCCAUACUCCCUGCUUUGGAGCGAGUCAGAUAAGGAGGUGAUCAGGUUGGGCUGGGACAGUCACUUGAGUCUGGUGAAUGGACAGAGGCCAAUAUGCGUUGAUCCAGCCAUCGCUUCAGAGUCAGAGAAGAUGCUGGACUCUGAUCAGCCCUCUGCAGGCAAACCUGGGGAUGCUGUCAGUCCAGCACCUGAGCUCCCAGUCAGCACCCAGUAUGGGUCUAACAGGGUCACACCUUCCCCUCCUACACCCUUGGUCCAGGAGCUACCAGGCCCUAAUGCUCAAGUGAUGGAGCGCUACCUGAAUGACUCAUUGCACGCCUGGUUCCGUCAGGAGUUCCUGAUGGAAUACCAGGUAGAAGCGGGCCGUCUAGUAUGCAUGGUAUGCAGCUGUCCGUUGCCUUCGCUGCACCUGGAUCACAUCAAGAGCCACGUUCUGGAUCUGCAUCCGAACUCUCUGCUGUGCAGUGCUGAGGAAAAACAUUCCAUCCUGCAGACCUGGGCCAAGGCUAACGAACCUGAUACAUUACAAAUUGUCAAAUCGGAGCAUGAUACCAAAGAGGUAAAGAUAGCUGGUUCAGCCCCAUUUUUCCGUCUGGACACAAAUCCCAUCGAGGGAAACUUGGAGAGUUACAAGGGAGGAGCUGAGAAUCCACCAAACACUGGCCAGAGGCCCCAGUCUAUACCAUUCCCCAGAAAGAGAAGACUGAAAUACGGCACCCCCUGGCGUCUCCGCCUUGAUUAUUUAGUGGCAUAUGGCCCUCCGGAUAAUCCACUCUGCUACUGUAUGGUGUGUUCUGAGCAUCUGCCUGUGCCAAGAGUCAGCAACUUCCGUAAGCACAUCCAGGCGUGCCAUCCGCAAACAAGUGACCUCAGCCGAAUUGAGAGAGAUGCUGUGAUCAGCACCUGGACGAAAGAGGAAAAUAUUGACUCUGCUCCACUGAUGGAGGAUGACCUACAGAGUGUCACUGUCACUGAGAAAGCCAUUGCUGAUGCACAGGUGUCACCUGUGAAAAUCACAGAGCAAGGAAGCAACGAAACAGAAGACAAAAACAGCACAAACAUCACACCAUCAGCACCGACGGUUGGGCGGAACAGACACUACCCGGGUAAGGACCAGCGGCGUAAUUACCAGGCACGCUGGCGGAUGGACUUCCUGAUGGACUACAACUGCAGGAAGCACGGAUUGAUCUGCAUGGUGUGUGGCGCUUCACUCGCUACCCUUAAGGUCAGCACAAUCAAAAGACACAUCCUACAGGUGCACCCUCACUCCCUGGACUACGGCCCAGAUGAGAGGCAGCUGGUCCUCCUUAGCUACAACCAGAUCUCCCUGCACUUUCAUUCUGAUGACUGUUUUUCAGGCUCAAACCUCACCCAUAAAGAGAAUGCUAAUGAGUAUGAUAAUGCAAAUUUAAGUACUGGACAAACUUCGAGCCAGAGCACAAAUGAAAGAGAAGAGGUUGGGAUGAGUUUUUGACAUCCUGUUUUUGUUUUGUUUCCUUCACUCAGGAAGUUUGCUGCGGGGUUAAACCAAUGUUUUUUUUUUUUUUUUUUUGUAAGGAUAUGAUAUAGUUUGACAAUAAUUGCACUUUCUGUCUCCAACAAAGUAAGUUAAAACAUGUUCAAUAAGUUUAAAAGGUUUAUUUAUGUUUAACAUGAGACAGAAUCUGAAAUGUUCCCAAUAACUAAUUUAGCUGAACUUAUGUUAUUUCUGUGGACAAACGCUCUUAUAUGCAUCUCUUUUUGUACAACACAGACUGACAAUACUGUUAUUGAUGCUGCACACGUGAUAUUUUGCAUGAAGUCACACUUUACAGUGGACAACAUUAUUUUCUUAAUGUACCGAAAAUGUAUUGGGUACAGGUGUUUUGGCACUGUUAUCAAGCAGGCAUACUUUGUGCAAGGGCAGAAAAUGUCCAAUGAUUUAACUUACCAUGUCUUGUAUCUCAUUUUACCAAUCUGAAAGAAAAAUGAGCAAAAAUAUUGAGAAAUAUGAUUUCUAAUAGUAAUGUUAAAUAAUAUAUAACCCAAACUGGUUCAGUUCACCAAAAGGUAAUAUUGAAAUAAAAAUCUUUAUUUACUGUAUGCGGAAUUCCUGUUUAGGCAAAGUGUAAUUUCUAUUGAGCCAUAUGUAAAGGUCCAUGUCUCAGGGAGCAUGUCUCGUCAUUGGUAACUUAAUAUAAUAAGAAUAUUUUGCAUUUAUGGGUCAUCAACAGUUAUAUUCAAAAUGAGUCUUUACUGAGUCAGCAGACAAGAGAUGUGCACUAUAUGGCCAAAAAUAUGUGGACAUCCCUGUCUAUGUAAUUGUUUUGGCUAUUACAGUCAAUUCUGUGAGGACAAAUCUAAAAGGAAUAGUUCACACAAAAAUGAAAAUUGUCUCAUCUUUAAUCACCUUCAUGCCAUCCAAGAUGUGUAUGACUUUCUUUCUUCUGCAGAACACAAGCAAA